AUGGAACGUGAACUUGGUACUGAAUGUCCUAUGGAACAAGAUCAAGUUGACCAUGACGCUGCACAUGGAUCUAUGCCUGAAGAUUCUACUAAUGAACAGAUUGAACCUAGGAAAGAGGUGAACUUAUAUGUUGGAAUGGAAUUUGAAUCAUUGGGUGAUGCCUUUAAGUGUUACUCUAACUAUGCACACAAUAAAGCUGAUAUGCCACGGGAUAAAACAAGAAAAGGAUGCAAAGCAUUGGUGUAUGUAUCCCAAAAGGAAGAGGAUAAGUGGAUUAUUGCUAGACUUGUUUUAGAGCAUAACCAUGUACUUGCCUCUCCUUAUAGCAAAAAAUUUUUACGUUUAAAAAGGAAAAAAAGUGAGGCCCAAAAGAAUUUGAUUGAUAUGCUAGACCAAUCUGGUGUUCGACCAAGCAAGAUUGUCUCUGUUUUAGCAACUCAAGUUGGGGGAAUUGGAAAUUUGAAUUUCACUGAUCACGAUGUUUGUAACUAUUUGAGUACAAAGAGACACAAGGAACUAGAAAAAGGAGAUGCACAGUUAAUGCUGCAAUAUUUUCAGAAGCGACAAUUUGAGAAUCCUGGUUUCUUUUAUGCAAUUCAAGUGGAUAUAGAGGGUCGCCUUGCUAAUUGUUUUUGGACUGAUGCUAAGUCAAGGUCAUUAUAUAAACACUUUGGUGAUGUGGUUACAUUUGACCCUACAUACCUGACAAAUAAGUAUAAGAUGCCUUUUGUUCCACUAACUAGAGUUAAUCAUCAUUACCAGUCAAUUUUGUUUGGAGGUGCUCUGGUUUGGGAUGAAACCGAAGAAUCAUUUGUUUGGUUGUUGCAAACUUGGUUAGAAGCAAUGUUCGGGUGCCCUCCUAAAACUGUCAUUACAGACCAAGACACUGCGAUAACAAAUGCUGUUGCUAGAGUUUUACCUCAUAGUACACAUCAUUUUUGUAUGUGGCAUAUUGAGAAAAAAUUUCCAGAGACACUUAGCCAUAUUUAUCACCAAAACAAUGAUUUCAAGUAUCAUUUCUCAAAAUGCAUUCAUGACACUAUCACUCCAGAAGAGUUUGAAAUGGCUUGGACUGAGUUAAUUGAGAAGUACAAGUUGCAAAAUAACACAUGGAUACAAAAGGUAUAUUCAAUUCGUGAAAGAUGGGUUCCAGCUUUUGUGCGUGCUAGUUUUUGCGUAGUGCAUUAUUUGUUGGAUCGUUGGACAAUGAGUGCUAUUUGUGGACGAGAUGAGGGGGAUUUUUCUGAAAAACUUCACCAAGCUGAGCCGCUAACAAAUUCAAGCAUGUGGUUUAAUGAUAUAAUGGUUCGUUCACUUGGCAUUUCAGAGAAAGCUUCAAGAUCUGCAAAACACCACAGAGUUGCACUUCAAGGGUUGCAAGCAUUAUCUGACAAACUUGAUGAUUUGCCCUACGAAAAUGAGCAAGACAGUAGUUUAUCUAUUUCUCAAGUUGACUCACAUUCUGAAAUUCAUGAUCUCACUCAAGGUCAAACAUCUCAAAAGAGUAUAACUCUAUUCAACCCUGUGACAGUUGCAUCAAAAGGCCGUCCUCGCACCUUAAGGAUGAAGGGUGGUUUAGAAAAGUCUCGUAAAAGCAAUAAAUGCUCUUGUUGCAAAGAGAAAGGGUGA
Messenger RNA from Coffea eugenioides, 1629 nucleotides. Its product is annotated as protein FAR1-RELATED SEQUENCE 5-like. The transcript is spliced from 4 exons. NCBI's taxonomy places the organism in Eukaryota, Viridiplantae, Streptophyta, Magnoliopsida, Gentianales, Rubiaceae. The coding region runs from base 1 to 1629 and encodes 542 amino acids. The record is from RefSeq and is a predicted model, not a curated record.